Gregarina niphandrodes is the source of this 2064-nucleotide messenger RNA. RefSeq names its product putative transmembrane protein. The record is from RefSeq and is a predicted model, not a curated record. The coding region runs from base 1 to 2064 and encodes 687 amino acids. The transcript has a single exon. NCBI's taxonomy places the organism in Eukaryota, Apicomplexa, Conoidasida, Eugregarinorida, Gregarinidae.
AUGUGCAACAAACGGCGUCUGGUCGUAUGGUUGUCAGUCCUCCUAAUCCUGCUAGUGUACCUGGGCUACAAUGUACUGGAGCCCUUUCGAUCUCGAGUUCAAGUUGUGUUACCGGAGUUAGCUCGGGAUAUUGAGUCGAAUGUAGCCGCUUUGAAAAGUGUGGGGAAGUGGUCUUGGCUCAGCGCCGAUAGUGAAGUCAAUUACAGCCAUUAUUACGGGGACAGUGGAGGCAGAAUUACACGUGUAAUCGCCUUGCUGAGUAAGACAUUAUGGAGAAGUGACAAUAUACGUGAGGAGCUAAUAAUUAGUUGUCUCGAGUACGUGUUUGCAUGCAGUCGCCUUUUCAGUGCUGGAGUCAAGCUAGUUGUCUGCUCAACCAAAUUGUUUCUGCGAUGUUGCAUAUACCUUUCUCCAUGGCUCAUCAGCUACACACGACAGGGCUGUAUUGCCUUUUACGAGAUAGAUACCCAAAAUAAAAUCAAGAUUCUGUCCGCCGUGGCAACCUUGGGCAUAGUUGGCUACGUCAAGAAGAAGCGCUACGUGAGCCGAAGCCUUGACGCCAUAUCCAUGGCACACUAUAAAACUAGCAAAUUCCUCACCUUCACCGGACCUUACGUGCUCAUUCUGCUAACUGCCUAUCUGCCUGCCAAGCUAUCGUUCAGAAAUACCUCCGCCUUCACUUACAUUCUGGUCACCACCUUGGUCGUCUUCAUGAUUGUACUCAGCUUAAAGGCAUCAAGUGAAUUCUCGAGACUCGAAUCCAAAUACCAGGCUCUCAAAAAAAGCAGAUACUCGGCUUAUCUCUCGUCUUCAGCACCACCGGGAACUGGCUGUAGAAAUCAGGACUCAGAACGUCUACAGACAGACCGUCUACAAUCAUCAGAGCGCAUACAAUCAGGUCGACGAUCAGCCCAAACAACUAACGAAAAAUUCGAAAUGGCCACCUCUCCUAGAAUCAUGGACAGGCUCAGACUUUUGGUCACUCCCCGAUAUGUUGAGGACCCGAUACAAGCCGACGAAGCAGCGAAAAUGUUUGAAACACGCUACAAGCUUAGCAACCAGGUUACGAUCUGUUUAUCCUCCUGGAUUGGCUUGGCCUACUACCAUCUGGCGACGCUUCUACCUCAGUACAUCUUAGAGAAGUUUGGAGUUCGGCGAUACAAUUUAUGGUCAUUUAUCAUCCGAAGAGGUAACAUAGCCGACUCAAUUGUUUCAAGUCCCUUCCUAUAUGGCGCAGCCAACUGCCUUGAUGAAAUUGUGGUUAUUACUCUGGCAGUUGCGGUCCUGGUGCGCGAUACUGCUUUCGCCAGACACGUGCGCGAUUUUAGCGCACACGCGUUCGAUGUGACCGCAACGAAAAUUACCGGGUUUUCAAUCAAGUCAAAUGACAUAAACAGGUCGGAAACAACCACUGGAACGGACAGAGACGCCUUGCUGGAGUCCCCUCUGACCUCGGCGGUUGCCCGAAUGCUGCCUUUUGGAGAGUACCUGACAUUCGCCGCCGAAAACUGGACUCAGAUGAGAUCGAUAUUUCUCCAUGCGGUGCCGCUGCUCUUUAUGCCCCUGCCAACGUUCAUGGUGAAGACUGCACUAGUGGUGUACGGACUUGUACUGCCUUGCACUUACGGCCUGCGCGCCACCUUGGCAGGCAACGCAACCAACUGUCACUACUGGCUCUGCUACUUCGCGAUACUGAACGCGGUGGCGUUGGGCUGUUACUCCGCCAUGAGCGUAGCGUGCUACGUGAUCCAGUCCUCUCCAAGGCUCAAGCUACUCAUGCUCAUGCUGCUGCAAUAUGGCAUCGAACAACCACGACUGUUCUGGGCCUACCUGGCGACCAGGACUUCUCCACCGGCAUCCCAGAAUCCACCACUUAUCAGUGAGCGUCCAGAAACGGCCAGCCUAAGCCGCUCCAGCAGCCUAGACAAUGCCUCGGCCAUGUACACGCCCGCUGCCGAGAAGGCUGCCAUCAGGAACAGAAGAGCCAGUGAGGACAGCACCAUCGUAAGUAACAGCGCUACUUCGGUAGUGUCCAAGAAAAAAGUGAAGAUGGCCAAGCGCUGA